Molecule: messenger RNA, 2052 nt
Organism: Fusarium pseudograminearum CS3096
Lineage: Eukaryota; Fungi; Ascomycota; Sordariomycetes; Hypocreales; Nectriaceae
Exons: 10
Coding region: 1-2052 (683 amino acids)
Source: RefSeq, a predicted model, not a curated record
AUGGGUACAGGCAAAACGAAGACCUUCGCUUCAAUCAAGAUGCGACACAAUCCUCUGAAACAGCAGUUAGACGAGCUCAACAGCGACCCCGAAUUCGAUAAACUCAGCCCCGAAGACAAGAUCGAGUCCGCUACCAUCAUUCAGACUGUCAGGGAGUCUAUCGACAACUUUCCCGAUUUCCGAAACCUUGUGUUUUACUCCACCGCUAGCGUCUUUCCCAUCAAGGUUGGUGUUGAAGUUAACGAAAAGGGCAGAAUCCACUCCACGAUUGGUCUUCUCGAAAUAUACCACACUCUCCAAACGUUGGAUGUCGAAGGAGGAGAAGCCAUUUCGCUGGAGGGAUGGCGAGGGGACUCUAAGCACCUCCAAGAAGACGAAGCGAUACCAGGCGAAGGAGGUCAACGAACAGGAUAUCGUAAUGCUACCGGAAGAUAUACAUUCGUCACGUUACUGGCUCCUCCAGCUGUUCAAGUGGGAGAGACUUCUCUUUGUUACCGGAACGCCUAUCGCCAGCACUCUCAGGGAUCUGCUCAGCCCGCUGACUCUCAUCGCCUAUACCAACGACCAUGUCCGCAACUUCCAAGCUGUCACCUCGGCCGUUGGAUAUUUGCCGGCUUGUACCACGACUCGUACGACCCUGAUGCAGACAAGACCGACAUCACCGCCGAGUUUGGCGAAAAGCUCGGCCAGACAGUGGGAAUCUUCUCCGAAGCCUUUGUGGCCAAGCACCAGGAAAACAGCGAAGUGACCGCUGCUCUCCAGUUCUUCAAGAUGGCUCACGACAGAUGGAGUCUGAAACCCUGGAUGCUGUCGCCCAACCUCCUGGUUGACUCUUCCAAGGAACUGUCCUGGGGUGUGAACUUGGGCAGCAAGGUCACCUACCCAUCCGACGGAAUGCUACCAAGUUCUAUCCGCAUUGAGGAAUGCCCAUACCGGCCCGGCAACCCUGACGCUGAACUUCUUCGCCGCAUUGGAAAGGGGUACGCAGACAGUCUGUUCUCCUCCGCUGAGGCCGGUCUUGAGCAGUCCACCCGGGCUGUGCCUGACCCCUCCCAACCAGCAGACUCCAACGACUUGGGCCUCCACGACGGUACCGAGUCGCACAUGAACUUUGGAGAGCACCGUGCGGGCGUCAUCACUGCAUUUGACCCCGGAACCAUCAUGCUCCUUCAGCCCACCACUCCUGCCUUCUUCGGCACCAACUCCAAGCUGAUCAAGGAGAUUGCCGGGCUUGCCAGUUCUCAAGGUGCGCAAAUGACCCCGUCGCGAAAGAAGCACUUGAAAAAGUUGCAGUCCGGCAGCGAGGUCGUUGGCCUGGGCGUAGAACACAUCGACAAACUCCUAAAGGAGUCCAAGAACGUUGACACACCAUGGAUACAGAACUAUGUGAUCGUCUCCCUUGUUUUAUACGGUUACAAUGUGGCAACGAGCAAAAGCACUGUUCGUUGGUUUUUGCUCAAGACACCCAACACCUAUCACGAUAACAUUGAGCGGAUGGUCACCGCGAAAUGGAUCGUGACUACGUCUACUCAAUCUGCACUACCGGAGUGGCUUGAAUUUGAGCUCCUUGAGAUCUGCCUUUGUGAGAUUCACAAAAGCAUAUGGCAUACUCCGUUCAACAGGUAUGCAUGGAUCAUUGAGAAGGAGCUUUCAGGCAGUAGCAUGAACUACCAUGGCACUCACAUUCGACUCCUGGGCCACAUCUUUUCGAUGAUUGCACGUUGCCUCCUCACCUGUCCUGAGGAUCAGCAGAAGUUCUGGAAGGACCUGAAGAUAAGUGGCCCAGAGAAGUGGUUGAUGGAGGACGCUGACAAGCUUCGAACCAAGUUUUUCAAGGUUACACAGACAGUCCUCAACACCAUGAAGAAGGAGCCCGACUCGGCCGAUGCGGAACUGAAGCACAAGCUCGGCAAGGCUCACCUGAGCUGUACUACUCGUCGCACAAAGGCGACUACUGUCACCCUCAAAGAGGAUGAAUCUGAGGACGAAUUCCUGAAGAUAAGUCUACUACGCAGCCUAGUGGGUAGCAGGAAAGUUGACCUCCUAGUCUAA